This is a messenger RNA of Fusarium fujikuroi IMI 58289, 270 nucleotides long. RefSeq lists its product as uncharacterized. The transcript has a single exon. The record is from RefSeq and is a predicted model, not a curated record. The coding region runs from base 1 to 270 and encodes 89 amino acids. NCBI's taxonomy places the organism in Eukaryota, Fungi, Ascomycota, Sordariomycetes, Hypocreales, Nectriaceae.
AUGAAGCCUCAAGUCCUUCUCGUGGCUGGUCUCGCUACCGUAGCCAUAGCCGAUCAAUGGCCCAUGGCCAAGGAGAAAUGCGGUCGUCUCGGACCCAUGGAGUGGGAUCCCAAUGACCUUCCUCCCGAUGUUGAUGUCAUGAAUAUUCGAAUGUGUGCCGAUCAUCCUAUGGGGGCCGGAAACUACUGGGGAUGGGGCGAAUAUCUCCCUGACUGGUUUCCUCGCAACCCUCUUGCUGACAUGGAGAUCAACUGGCUUUGGUGGCCUUAG